UGGGGUAAUCACACAGCCCACGAUGGAGUCUGUCCUCCGGUGAAGAACACCAGCUGGACUUUGCUUGACUUUUUGGAUCACGUGGACCGCGGUGGUGGUUUUUGUGGAGGUUGCACUUAUUCCCCCGCUAUAGUCCGAUCGUCUGUUGUUGCAGCGGGAGGAGGAGAGGCCGUGCACGGUGCGUCCUUCCACGGCGUGUGCUUGUGGAGCUGCGACUUUGGGUUUGCGGUCCUGCGGGGCGGAGGAUGAGAGCUUGGAGCUGUGCCCCUUAUUUUUAGGCUUUCUCCGUCCCCCAGAUGACAGCUGAUGAGCCAGGCGAUGGAGAACAAGGCCAUGUACUUGAGUACGUACGAGGAACGGGAAAACGUGUCCAUGUACGAAGACGGCUUUGAAGGACAUAACUUGUCCAAGCUCAACCUGUGCGAUGAAGGUUCUGGAAAACGGCGCAGGAAACAGGAUCAGUGUUGCGCUCAGUUCACCUCUUUGGCGGCCAUAAAGUACGCCAUCGUGUCUCUCUACGUACUCGUGCUGCUCACCAUCUUCGGGCUGUGCCUGGCAGUGUCUCGCUCCCAGGCAUGGUCGCAACGGCAGCAGGUGCUGAUGGAGAACGUCACACACAUGUCGGAGAACUCCCGGCUGCUCCAGCAGACGCUGGGCGAGACUUCCGAUCGGGCUGACUUCUUGGAGAACAUCUGGAAGCUGGAGAAUCUCUUCCAGAACCACAGCGACUGGCUGCAGAAGCUAGAGAUUCUCAUCAAGAGCCUUGAGGUGGAGCUGAGAACCAUGCAAGCUCACUCCCUGCAGUCCGAAGGCUACCUGGUGCAUCUAGAUGAACGGCUGUCAUCGUUUAGCAGCUCCACCGGCAGGAACCUGACUGGUCUGAUUGCCGAGGUGGCGCGCACCUCCACCUGGCUCCAUGACCAUAACCUGCUGCUCAUGGAGACUUCAGGUCAGGUGACCGGGCUAAGGGACAAGCUGGAGGAGGUCAACUGGACGGUGGGAGCUGUCAAUCACACCGUCAGCAAUGACAUCAAUAUUCACCAUUUGAAAAUACACGAUCUGCAGAUUCAGAUCAGCAACAUCACGGAGGACACAUCCAGUCUGUGGGUGACCCACUUCCACACGGAGGCGCAACUUAGAAACGAAAUGGAGCUCUUGAACACCCUCACCGAGGACCUGCGUCUCAGAGACUGGGAGCGCUCCUUGGCUCUGAAAAACAUCAGCUUCAUAGAAGGACCUCCAGGACCAAAAGGAGAGAAGGGUGACACUGGGCCACUGGGGCACACCGGCUCCCCUGGAUUAACCGGUUUAAGAGGGUUUUCUGGAGAAAAGGGCAUCCAGGGACUUCGCGGUAUCAAAGGAUCCAGUGGUGACGAUGGCCGUCAAGGAGAAAAGGGCGAUAUCGGACCCGUCGGUCCAAAAGGGGAACGAGGAGAACGAGGGAUGAAAGGAGACAAGGGUGACAGAGGAGAAAAAACGGUGGAAGACACCCUGGUACGACUGGUGAAUGGGUCGGGUCCCCACGAGGGCCGUGUGGAGGUCUUCCACGAGCGGCGCUGGGGGACGGUGUGCGAUGAUGUGUGGGACAAGAAGGAUGGCGACGUCGUGUGCAGGAUGUUGGGAUACCGAGGGGCCACCGAGGUCCACAGGACGGGACGCUUCGGACAAGGCAGCGGUCUAAUCUGGAUGGACGACGUAGCGUGCAACGGCUCUGAGGCCGCUAUCCAUCAGUGCAAGUUCUCCGGUUGGGGCAAAACCAACUGCGGCCAUGUGGAAGACGCUGGCGUCACAUGCCUCCGCUAACGAAACUUGAAAUCCCUUACAACCGAUCCAUUCCUUUGGUCCUUGGUCCUGGACAUGUUGUCGUAGUUGUUGCUGUUGACCCGUGGCAAGUGGACCCGUUUUGGUUGACAAGAUGGAGAUAGAGACUUUCAAAUGAGAGACCUAUCUUGGAAACGAACCUCUAUUUUGGCAUAGCCGAUGCCACACACACAAAACUUCUGAUCUUCUGGUCAGCACAAUUUUGUGCUU
Molecule: messenger RNA, 2031 nt
Organism: Hippocampus comes (tiger tail seahorse)
Lineage: Eukaryota; Metazoa; Chordata; Actinopteri; Syngnathiformes; Syngnathidae
Gene: scara5
Product: scavenger receptor class A, member 5 (putative)
Exons: 12
Coding region: 307-1803 (498 amino acids)
Biological process (GO): iron ion transmembrane transport; zymogen activation
Cellular component (GO): plasma membrane
Molecular function (GO): serine-type endopeptidase activity; ferritin receptor activity
Source: RefSeq, a predicted model, not a curated record